UAUGUGAGUGUUGGAGGUAGUGCUUAAAAGUUGGGCGGAUGUUUGAAAUAUGUGCAGGAGUGGUGGCUCUCUUAAGAAAUGAAAAGAAAAAUGAAAGUGAAACGAAGAAAAAAAUAAUUGAAAGUAAAAGAGAGCCACUACCAAAAAUCUGAAUAAUGCCCCGUAAGUAGUGUUUCUUAGCAGUCUGGCUUGGAAAUGCUGAUGUUUAUGCCUCCUUCGUUCUUGUGUUCUUAAGAUAUUGAGUAAUGCAGAAUAGCAGAAAGAAAAUACCGGUUUGUUUGACUGUGAUUGUGUGUUUGGAAAAUGUGGAACCUUUUGCUAUGAAUACUUCCACCACCUAAAAGGCCUUUUCCCCAUGUCCAAGACCCUAGCCAGUCAUUUGAACCUGUGUCUAAGACCUCCUGAUUAGUUAGUGGUGACACCCCAUAUGUGAACUCUAGCAUUUAGAGGCUGCCAUCAUGGUGAAGAGAUGAUAGGGAUUGAGAGAAAUAGCAUGCGCAUCUUUCGCAUCAAAUUGUCCUGACCCCACUGGUCGAGAGUGAGUGAUUCAUUUUCAUUUUCUAUAUGCUCUUGUACCCCGGUGAGGACCUAGAUUGCUCGGUCUCUAUUCUGAUGUCUUGAGUUGGAUGCAUGAGUUGACUGUUUUGAGUAAGUGGUUGAAUCAAGUCUAGGUUGGCCAGUGAACAGACGGGAGACUCUUCCUUUACUCGAUUUGCUGCACUCAAAUGUCCUUUGUGGUGGUUGUCCAGGUUGUUAUUGAGGUUGUGCAUGUAUUGAUGUUUGAAAACCAGUGCGAUUCACGUGUUCUGUGCCUUUAUGACUUGUCCCCAAUGUUGGUUGAUUGAAAUGUGUAGGCUUACCUAGUGUCUGACUUGGUUUGCUUGGGGACAAGCAAACGGUUAAGUGUGGGGGAGUUUGAUAGACCGUCAUUUACACAUGUUUUUACCCCCGUUAUUACACCGUUUGAGGUGUUGAUUCUCGUGUUUUAGGCCGAUUUCACGCUAGGUUGUGCUUGUUUGUGAUAUUUCAUGUCCUAGUACGUGAAUGAAGGCUUAGGAGCGAGUCUGGGGUCAAUUGGACGAAGAACGGACGAAUGGCGAGGUUUUUGGGGAGCUGCACGGGCAGACCAGGGAGGCUGCACGGCCGUGCACGGUUGCAAGCUGGCCGUGCGCCUCAUGCCGAGGAGCUGCACGGACAGGCCCUGAAGAUUGCACGGCCGUGCACCUGGCCGUGCAAGAAGCCUGAGUUCGACUUAAGGGAUACGCUGCGUUUCAUGGUGCACGGCCAGAAUGGUGAGGUGCACGGCCGUGCACCCUGGCCGUGCAACUCGGGAAACCCGGUUUUAAAGCCUAAUCCGAGCCAGAAGUGAGAGGAGAGUGUUUUCAGAGCAAAAACAGAGCCCUAGAGAGAGAAAGUACGAAGAACACAUCCUAGAAGCUGUCUUAGAGCUGGAUUUCAUCGAAUCGAGCCUGGAGAUCGUCAUAGGAGUGAAAAUCAUCGUCCCGGAGCAGAUUAUCCUCAUCGUUAUGAGUAUGACUAAUCCGAUUCUUGUUUUCUCUUCUCUCUCUAUGGAGUAGAACCCUUCUCUCACUUGGGGAUGAAGAACCCUAGUUCCAUGCGUUAGGGGAUUGAUUGUAAUGACUUGGGAUGAUACUACUGUUUGAUUUUAAUCGAAUGAUGCAUGUUUCAUGAAUUGAUUUGAGUCUGAUCAGCUUGUCUCAAUUUCUGCUUCAACCUGAGAUAGAUAGAAUCUGAUUAGGUUGUUAGAGCCUCUUCAUUCGAUAGUAGGAGGUUGGCUAUACGAGAGUUAGCCAGUUUACUGCUUUGUAUUGGUGUUCUUGGCGCCAGUAGUGGAGUUCUGGGUUCAUAGCCUCAGCUUUCUAUCCCGGUGAAGACUAGUCGUCUGCCGGGUAGUUAGACUGAGAGGGCUUGGUCAGCUUAAGAGAUUCCAAGCUACUGUCGGAUCUUCCGCAGUCUAAUCAACAGUAAAUCAACCCAGGGUAAAUUGCAAUUGAAACCUAACUAAGGAGCUAGGGGGAUUCAUUCCCGAGUGACUCUUUCCUGCUUAAGAAAACCGAUUAAUUUUC
Linum trigynum is the source of this 2087-nucleotide messenger RNA. The record is from the annotation of a GenBank genome assembly. NCBI's taxonomy places the organism in Eukaryota, Viridiplantae, Streptophyta, Magnoliopsida, Malpighiales, Linaceae.